Messenger RNA from Microtus oregoni (creeping vole), 2993 nucleotides. It is a transcript of the gene Odr4, whose product is annotated as odr-4 GPCR localization factor homolog. Gene Ontology annotation, biological process: intracellular protein localization. The coding region runs from base 289 to 1635 and encodes 448 amino acids. NCBI's taxonomy places the organism in Eukaryota, Metazoa, Chordata, Mammalia, Rodentia, Cricetidae. Gene Ontology annotation, cellular component: endomembrane system. The transcript is spliced from 14 exons. The record is from RefSeq and is a predicted model, not a curated record.
AGUUCACAGCGGGCUUCCGACCCGGCCUUUGCUUUCACUGGCUCCCAGACUCAAGGGCUCCAAGGGAGAUGUAGUAUUUCUCUCCCUCGCUUCGGGGAGCUCAGUCCCGCGCCUCCCGUUCCGCUUCCUUCUUUCUCCCCGCCCCCGGCUCUCCUCGUUCGGCUGUGGCGAGUGUCCGCGCGGUGGCGCUACAGACGUGCUCAGCCACCCUCAUCCUUCCCCGAGGAGCAAGGCGACCUUACCGUCAAAACCCCGGGAUGCCAUAGGCUACUGAAUUGGCUGCCAAUAAUGGGAAGAACCUACAUUGUAGAAGAGAGUGUUGGCCAAUAUAUUUCAAGCAUCAGUCUCCAGGGAAAAUCUUUUGUCUCUGGUCUUUUGAUAGGACAGUGUUCUUCACAAAAGGAUUAUGUGAUUCUUGCCACUAGAACACCACCCAAAGAGGAACACAAUGAGAAUCUCAAGCAUCCCAAAGCUAAGUUGGAUACCUUGGAUGAAGAAUGGGCCACAGAACAUGCCAGCCAGGUAUCCAGAAUGCUCCCUGGAGGACUUGUGGUUCUUGGAAUAUUUAUUAUUACAACUUUAGAACUAUCAGAUGAUUUUCAAAAUGCCCUGCGCAGACUAAUAUUUUCUGUGGAAAAAUCUAUGAGUAGAAAAAGACUAUGGAAUGUCACAGAGGAAGAGGUCUCAGAACGAGUGAUACUUCACAUAUGUUCUUCUACAAAAAAAUUAUCUUGUCGAACUUAUGAUGUCCAUGAUCCAAAGAGUUCAGCAAGACCUGCAGAUUGGAAGUGUCAAAAUCGAGUCUCUACCUCCUGGCUGUCUCUAGAGUGUACUGUUCACAUUAAUAUCCACAUCCCACUGUCGGCUACUUCUGUCAGUUAUUCUCUGGAAAAAAAUACGAAGAGUGGACUUGUACGCUGGGCCAAGCAAAUAGAAAAUGGUGUUUAUUUGAUUAAUGGACAAGUUAAAGAUGAAGAUUGUGACCUAUUAGAAGGACAGAAAAAAUCUAGAGGAAAUACUCAAGCAACUGCUCAUUCUUUUGAUGUUCGAGUGCUAACACAGUUGCCCCUGAGUUCAGACCACAGAUCCACAGCCACGGUCCAGAUCUGUAGUGGCUCUGUAAACCUCCGGGGAGAUGUGAAAUGCCGAGCUUUCAUCCACAGCAACAGACCCAAGGUUAAAGAUGCCGUGCAGGCAGUGAAGAGAGAUAUUUUGAACACAGUUGCUGAUCGCUGUGAAAUACUUUUUGAGGACCUGCUUUUGAAUGAAACUCCAGAAAAAAAAAAUUAUGAACUUCCUCACCGAGUUUUUGUUCCCAUUCCUGGAUCCGCUAUAAGGUUAUGUGAUUAUAAAUUUGGUGAUGAAUCGGCUGAAGAAAUCAGAGACCAUUUUUCAGAGAUGUUAGAUCAUGAGAUUCAAGUAGAAGACUUGGAAAUUGCAGAGGAAGUAAACAUGGCUUGUGUGACUUCAUCUGUGAGGAGCGAAGCGUCACUGCCUGACACAGAAGAGGAACAGCCACAGCAGCCAAAUGAAACUCCAAUUGCAUCGAAGAUUCAGCAAAACAUAGGUGCGAUUGCAGCAAUUGCAGUUGCAGUCCUUGCUGCGGGCAUCUCCUUCCAUUACUUCAGUGAUUAGGGUGAGGCACCCGGAACACACUGAUCAACAGCUAUGAAAACUAAAGAUGCAAAUGCCCCACCUGCAUUUAAGCUCUGCUAUGAGAAUGUCUAUUAGAUGUGUUUCUGACUUACAUGACAUCACCAGCUGCCUCGUUUCCCCUGCUUUUAUUAUUAGGCCCAGGUUUUCAAAAGUAAACUAUGCAUCUAAUUGGAGUUGCAUGUAACAAAUCACUAUUAUUUAUCUUCAGAAGAGUCAAAAUGUGAGCUAUUUUAGAAUUUAGUCCUACUGAAGGACAUCACACAUUGAUCAAAAUAUGUAAACUAUGAGCAGUCAGUAUCGACCGCAGUUGAUAUAUCAUCAGGAAUUGUCUCUAAGUUCAUCCUAGAGGACAUUUCCAACAUGCACUCAGGUGCAACAGCUUAUGGACAUGGUUUAAGUUUGAGGCCAUGAAUACUAUUUUAAGCAUACAGAUGGACAGUGGUUUCCUGGAUGUCAGGCACUAGUAGCAGCAUGGCAGUAUGCUGCUUGCCUCACACCAAAAAUAGAGAAAUGUGAAUCGGAGAUGCUGUCCUAGGUAGGGCAGUUAAUGUUCUGUAGCUCUCACCCUGCAGUUCAGUGCAGAUCCUGGCAGAAACAAUCUAGUAGCACUCCUAACUUAGACCCGAGACGCCCAUAAAUUAUGAUCAAGCAGUAUUUUAUUAGUUCAUGAUUGUAAGUCAUGAGGUACAAGAUACACUGAAUCAGAAUGAGAAUUAACUAUAGGAAAAAACAGUCAUUGAAGUCAUUUCUCCCAAGUGCACAACAACAAUGCAGAGAAUAAAGGAUAGAGCCAUAGAUAUGGAUGAGAGCCCGGUAGUGCUCCUUCGGAUAAACUAAAGGAAAAAAAAAACACACACACUCAUUAAAGUCGUUUCUCCCAAGUCCACAACAGUGCUGUAGAGAAUAAAGGAUGAGAGCCAGGCAGUGCUCCUCAGAGUGAGGACCACAUUCUUUUAAGGAGGAGGACAAACUGCAGGCGGGUCAGGAGUAGCAGACACAGCGGAAGAGAUCAGUGGAGUGGAAGGGAGAGCAGCAGGAGGGAGGUGAGAAGGAAGGGGUGAUGGUCUAGGAGAACCAGGUGGGGAGAAUGAAAGAGAGGAGCACUUGAGAUGGCAGGGUUCCCCACACGUGUUAGCAAAACACUUAUAAAUUCAAGAAACAAUAUAGCUUAAACACAUUUAAAAAAAAAAUCAAAUCCGUGAUUUGAUCCAAGUAGUGAACCACAAGAUACAAAGCAAGGUUUUUAAGAAACCAAAGGGACAUAAAGCUCCUCAGCAGAGGCAAGUCAGUCUCAUACAGAGUAGACCCCCAGUAGCAGCAGUGUACAUAAGAAAGCA